CCCUGUGUAGGCAGGGUGAGCAGAACAGUGGACAGUACAGACAUGCAUCUUGCAAGCGGCUCUCAUUGAAAACUAAUAAAGCAGAUGUCAGCGCAGCCUCGCAGGACCAUGGGAGGUUGCGCAGGUGAGCCGACGUGAAACGCAACGCUCCGCACAUGGAACUGUAUUGUUCGACCUAACCCGCACUGUGACAGUUUGAGGACAAGAGACAUGUCAGGAGACACAAUGACAGCAGUCCGCGGAGCCCACUCAAACAAUGCGAGCCCUGCGACUCCAAAGGAGAACGGACACAGCGUCCAGCAUGCGUCCAACUUUCCCCAUACCUCUCCGGGGAGCGCACUCGACGACACCCCGGUGUAUUCCAGCAGCGAGCUCACCCACACAUGGGUCCACUUCGUAAAGACUUUUGUCAUAAUUUUCCCAAUUUACGCCCUGGGGUAUUUUGAAUUCAGUUUCAGCUGGCUGCUGAUUGGACUUUUUAUCUUUUUCUGCUGGAGGAGAAACGCAGGAGGGAAGCUCAGCCGGCUGAGCCGAGCUCUUGCUUUCUUUGACCAAGAGGAGCGAUGUGCCAAACAUAGCCUAACCAGCUCUGAUUUACCACCAUGGGUCCAUUUCCCAGAUGUAGAGCGGGUGGAGUGGUUAAACAAGACUGUCAUGCAGAUGUGGCCGUACAUCUGUCAGUUUGUGGAAAAACUGUUCCGCGAGAUGAUUGAGCCGGCGGUGAAGGAGUACCACGUCCAUCUCAGCACCUUCUGCUUCAGUAAGAUCGACAUAGGAAACAAACCGCUCAGGAUCAAUGGAGUCAAGGUUUAUACAGAAAAUGUGGAUCGGAGGCAGAUCAUCAUGGACCUGCAGAUCAGCUUCGUUGGGAACACUGAGAUUGAUGUGGACAUCAAACGCUACUACUGCAAAGCUGGGAUCAAGAGCAUUCAGAUCCACGGUGUGAUGAGAGUGGUGAUGGAACCCUUGCUGGGGGACGUGCCUCUAGUUGGAGGACUGUCCCUGUUUUUCCUCAAGAAGCCACUUCUAGACAUAAACUGGACAGGCCUCUCAAAUAUCCUGGACAUUCCUGGGCUCAACGGCUUCUCUAACAAUCUGAUUCAAGACAUAAUCUACAGUUAUUUGGUUUUACCCAACCGAAUCACUAUCCCUCUGGUUGGUGUGGAGGACCUGGCCAAGCUACGAUUUCCAAUGCCUAAGGGAGUGCUAAGAAUUCACUUCCUCGAGGCUCAAGAUCUGGAAGGCAAGGAUCAAUUUCUCGGAGGACUCAUCAAGGGAAAGUCGGACCCUUAUGGCAUCCUGCAUGUCAGCAACCAAAUGUUUCAGAGCAAGACGAUUAAGGAGAGCCUCCAUCCCAAGUGGAAUGAGGUUUAUGAGGCUCUUGUGUACGAACCUUCUGGUCAGCAUCUGGAGAUUGAGCUGUUUGAUGAAGAUCCGGACAAAGAUGAUUUCCUUGGAAGCCUCCUGAUUGACUUGACCAAGGUGUACAAUGAACAGAAGGUUGAUGAGUGGUUUGAACUGGAAGAAACACCUACAGGGAAACUCCACUUAAAAUUGGAAUGGCUGUCUCUAUUCUCCACCCCAGAGAAGCUGGACCAGGUUUUAAGAUGUGUGCGCGCAGAUAGAAGCCCAGCAAAAGAUGGACUCUCGUCAGCACUAUUAGUGGUCUUUCUGGACUCGGCGAAGAAUUUGCCAGGUGUCUUCACAGGCAGCUUAGGCUGUGGAAACUUGAGUGAGAGAAGAGCUUCUGGCUUAAUCUUUUGUGAGAGCGAUACUUCUGAGUGUAGUGCAAAUUUUUCAGCCAAGAAGAACAGCAGUGAACCCAGCCCUUAUGUCCACUUCACAGUUGGGCACAAAACCCUUGAGAGUAAGGUCCGUUACAAGACCAGGGAGCCUCUGUGGGAGGAUUCCUUCUCUUUCCUUGUUCACAAUCCGACAAGGCAGGAGCUUGAAGUGGAGAUAAAGGAUGAUAAGCAUAAAUGCACACUGGGUAUCUUACGAGUGCCUUUGAGUGACCUGCUGUCGGAGGAGGACAUGACGCUGGCUCAGUGCUUUCCUCUGAAGAACUCUGGGCCCAGCUCCACCAUCAAACUAAAGAUGACUUUAAGGAUACUUUCACUGGAGAAGCAGUUCUCUUCAGACCUGCCCUCUGCGGUCCAGGUCAGGAAGUCCAGUGUUCCCCAUACAGCCCCGGCCCCCUCAUUGAGUCAGUCCGCUUCAGAGUCCCAGCUGCUUUCUGCCACACCUUCAAAGCCAGUACGCGCCUCCACUCUCACCCUCCAGGACCCCGACGGCGAGCCGUACUCCGCCAGCCCUCGCCGCAGCACACCCAACCUGAGCACCAGUAUGUCUAGUUCCCAGAAGUACCUGCCUCACAAGGAGUCCACCCCCAGCCUGGCGUCAGACAUCUCUCUGCCCAUCGCCACCCUGGAGCUUCAGCAAAGACUUCAUCAGCUGCAGAAUGGCUCGGCCUCCAGUCAGUACCCGCUGGGUAAGAUCCAGCUCACUGUUCGGCACAGCUCCCAGAGGAACAAACUUGUUGUGGUGGUGCACUCUUGCCAAAACCUGAUAGCCUUCACCAAAGAUGGCUCAGAUCCCUUCAUACGGCUGUACUUGCUGCCUGACAAGAGCCGGUCGGGAAGGCGGAAGACGAGCACGAUGAAGAAGUCUCUUAACCCGGUUUAUGAUCAAACGUUUGAGUUCAAUGUUUCCACGGUGGAGCUGCACAGGAGAACUCUGGAUGUAGCGGUAAAGAAUGGAAGGAGCAUCCUGUCCAAACACAAAGGCCUUUUGGGAAAGGUGCUGGUAGAUUUAAGUGGAGACGAUAUAUCAAAAGGAUUCACUCAGUGGUAUAAUUUAACGGAAGAUGGUUCAUCAUCUCAAGAAUUGAGAAGAAGUCAGGAAUCCCUCAUCACACAGUGAAACCUUUCUGUACUCUAAAACAGUUAUUUUGUUUUUCAGACUGUUUAUGUUUUUCAUGAAAUUUAAAAGAAUUUGGGCAUCUAAGAGAUUUUCUUUUUUGAGAAAAACGGCUAAAGACAUACUAUAAAGUAGUAAAAAAUGCAAACUGUCUUGUUUUUGUUUGCCGAGUUUUAUGUAAAUAUCAACAUUGUGCAUAUUUAUAUAAUAAAAAUAAUAAUUUGCAGACUUUUUCAUGGAAUUAUGUUUCCUUAAUGGACGUUUUGUCGAAAUAUGUCCAAAUUCCUAGAAAUUUAUGUGACAUUUAUGCAAAAAUGAGACAAAAUCUGUUUUGCUGUUUGUGAAAAUGAACCAAAGGAACAGAUACAAUCCCACGCAUUGGCCUCAUAAGUAGCACUCCUUUUCUUUUAUUUAGUUUAGUUUUGUUUUUAUUUUUUGUUAUGCAGUGUUAUUGAUUGUUUAUGUCCUAUUGUUCUUUAUGCCUGUUAAAAAAAAUACAUGUGAUGCAUGUAUGCAAAUUGUAUUUAUUUUUGGAGAUUUGUACAAUAUUUGUGAUUUUGAAUUUUAUCUGAGAUGCUGAAGAAAGUGGCAUUUAGGGCUAUGAACAAGUGCUGCAAACUACAUAGGUAUAUAAAAGAGGAAACUUGAAUAAGGGUUUGAAGAGUUUCAAACCAAAUGUGAGUAAUGUAAACAAAGGAAGAUAACUUUUUCUGAUCAGGUUGCUGCAACAUGUUGAGACGAUGCAUCUUUGGCUAUGUGCUUGUAAAUGUUUUGCCUUGCAAUUUUAACUGUUUGUUGCAACUUUUCAACACAUUUCUUCUGAUCUAUCUUGUGCCUUAAAAACCUGCGAUGUGAGUUUUUUUUCUCCUAAAAUAUUAACAUUUUCAAAUUACCUGAUGCCUACUGGCUUUGAAUAAAUAAAUAUGUUCUUUUGGAAAAGUCUGUUUAUUUUUUAUUAUUGUAAUAAAUACUAUAUUACUUGUAUUAAAACAACAGCAAUGUUUUUGUUUGAUUGGGUUUGCACAACCUCUUUAGAUAAGUUGAACAGGUUUUAUGCUCUUUUUUCUUCAGCUCACCUUGCAGGUUUUAUAUAGGAUUGCAGUCGGAGUGAGCUGUGAAAGAAGGUUCAUUUUGCCCCCAGUGAACCAUUUCUGUGUUGAUUUUGCCUUGUUUUAAAUGACUGUCCUGCUGAAAACUUUUCUAACAAACAGUCCAAUAAAAAUGUUUAAAAACAUGA
Molecule: messenger RNA, 4156 nt
Organism: Xiphophorus hellerii (green swordtail)
Lineage: Eukaryota; Metazoa; Chordata; Actinopteri; Cyprinodontiformes; Poeciliidae
Gene: esyt2b
Product: extended synaptotagmin-like protein 2b
Exons: 23
Coding region: 211-2922 (903 amino acids)
Biological process (GO): lipid transport
Cellular component (GO): endoplasmic reticulum membrane
Molecular function (GO): phosphatidylethanolamine binding; calcium-dependent phospholipid binding; calcium ion binding
Source: RefSeq, a predicted model, not a curated record